Molecule: messenger RNA, 998 nt
Organism: Oncorhynchus masou masou (cherry salmon)
Lineage: Eukaryota; Metazoa; Chordata; Actinopteri; Salmoniformes; Salmonidae
Product: rho GTPase-activating protein 20-like
Exons: 4
Coding region: 104-634 (176 amino acids)
Molecular function (GO): GTPase activator activity
Source: RefSeq, a predicted model, not a curated record
CUGUGUACUGUAGAGCCCCACUAUUCUACUCUCACAAGUCCCAACACUGUUCCCCUGCACUCCGCUCCACAUACAGACUGGACAGGAACACAGACAGGGAUACAUGGACACAGACAUGGAAGCUCCAAGAACACGAACAUUGGAAGAUCUUGGGAUAGCGGUGAUGAGGAGGGGAAGCUAUGACGAAGCUGCGGCUUUAGGACUACAUCCGCACCUUCGCAGUUUGGCCCAGAGGCGUCGUUCCGCCCCAUCCCUGGCUUUUGAGAAGGCUCUGGGCAGCAUGCCAUGGUGCUCUGUCAGGGAGGAGGCGCCGUGCUGGGUGUCGAUGGAGCAAUGCCCUUUCGUCCUGGGUCUUAGCAGUGAGAAUGCGGAGCUGGUCCUGGAUGCCUGUGUUCAGAUCACAGAAGGCAUGAAGACCCGAAGGAGACAACUCUUCCUCUUCAGCGACGUGAUCGCCAUCACCAUGCUCAAGUCCAGUGCUAGCUACCGUCUGAAGCACAGGGUGAGUCUGGAAGAUCUGUGGCUUUAUGGCUUUGAGGAUGAGGAGGAAGAGGGAGAAGGGGGAGAGAUUGACCUCAGGACGUCCCUGGUCCUGGCCUGGCCCCUUGCCUUCUGUGUGGUGUCCUUCCAGUGAGCAACAGCCAUCCUCUGUGUGCAUACAUGAGUGCACACUCAUACAUGUGCACACACACAGUGCAGGCAGACACUCAGGCAGGCAGGUGCACACAAAAACAUAAUGAGUUUCUUAAAGGCCCAGUGCAGUCAAAAACGUGAUUUUUUUCACACUAUGAGGUUGGAAUAUUAUUGUGAAUUUGUGAAAAUCAUGAUAAUGCCCUUCUAGUGUAAGAGCUAUUUGAAAAGUCCCCCUGAAAUUUCAGCCUGUUUUGGUGGGAUGGAGUUUUGGCCUUCAAUGGUGACAUCACUAUUCGGUAAAUGAGUUAAUAGACCAAUAAGAAACAGAGUUCCAAGCCUCUCUGUCAAUAACAGCAAACUUUCCC